UGGGGUAAGCAGCCUCUAGCGUUAGCCUUGACCAGGGCAGGAGCUUGCGCGCGGAACUACAGGCGGAGGAAGGGGGCGGGGCAAGCUAGAGGAGGGGUCGUUAGGAGCGGGUUCGAGCUCCUUACGCACCAGCUGGGCGGCGCGCGCCAGGGUGGGGCAGGGGUGGAGGCCAGCCCAGCGGCGUGGAGGAAAGUUGUGGUAGGGGCGGGGAGAACAAUGUGAAAGGGAAGCCUGUAUUGGGCAGUUAAGGGAGAUGAGGGCGCUAGGCGCUGAGCUUCCAUUACUGAGGGAAGCCGAGGGAGAGUGCAGGUGCAGAGAAGAUGGGAGAAAGCAAACAGGUUCGGGAAUGUGUGCUGGCGGGCGCUAGGACCGGGCGUAGAGGAGGUGCGGCUUUGGGACUGCGAAGGCACGCGCUAGUUUAGAGGUGACGCGAAGGGGGCGAAGGUUUUUGGCGGAGAGACUAAACGCUGCACGGAGAGGAAACUCGGCUGCCUUGGGCUUCGGCUCGCCUUCCCUCGUACUGCUUGCGGGUAGUGCUCUGGUCUAGGGGCGCUCAGCCUCUCGUCGGCCCCACGGCACUUUACUUGCCCCAGCACGCACCCCUGCGCGCCUGGGCCUAGUGGUGGAGGCCGCGGGGGGCCAGGCUGCUCAUUGGCUACUGCGACCGCGGGGCGGGGUAGGUGGGCGACGUUGGACCUCCGAGGGCCUGAGUGUCUUUCCCGCCAUGUCGUUUGUGGAGAGCGGGAGGCGUUCGGCCCUUCUGCGCCGCCGGCCCGGCACCCCUGUCCCGUUCGCUCGACCUCCGUAUUCAGUUUUCAGUCGGGGAGAUAGCUGGGGUGAGGGCGAAGUCGAAGAGGAGGAGGGAUGCGACCAAGUGGCCCGUGAUUUGCGGGCGGAGUUCUCGGCCGGGGCGUCAUCGAAACUCAGAAAGGACCCGGUACUCCGGACAGAUGGGGACGGAUCUCCGAUUCUGCCCGAUAAACGCAAUGGAAUUUUCUCGGCGGAUGCGGGUGGUAAAGCCCUGGCUCGGCGUUGGCCGGUCCAGGUCCUCUCAAUUCUCUGUUCGCUGCUGUUCGCCAUCCUCCUUGCCUGCCUGCUCGCCAUCACCUACCUGAUCGUAAAAGAGUUACAUGCUGAAAAUUUGAAGAAUGAAGAUGAUGUAAACACUGGACUGUUAGGAUUCUGGAGUCUACUUAUAAUAUCCCUAACUGCUGGAUUCUCCUGCUGCAGCUUUUCUUGGACAGUGACUUACUUUGAUUCUUUUGAACCAGGAAUGUUUCCUCCUACUCCUCUUUCACCUGCCAGAUUCAAGAAAAUGACCGGACAUUCCUUCCACAUGGGCUACAGUAUGGCAAUUUUGAAUGGCAUUGUAGCUGCUCUGACUGUAGCUUGGUGCCUCAUGUAAACCUGCACUGAAGCAAAGUACUGGAUAAAACUUACUCAUGAUUACUUUGUAAUAACAGAAGAAUAUCACUGCCUAUUCGGAAGACCAAGAAAGUUGCUGCUCAUUAUGUCGUUCAGAUACAAGUCAUAUCAUCAUCAUUAUGGAGGACUUUUUAAACAUCAUUCUAGAGCCUAGGCAUUGGGAAUGUAUAAGUAUUAAGUUUCAAGUAGUUCUUAAAAGUGUAAGAUGUUUACCUCAUCUUUUUACUUCUGUGUGUGUUGUCCUUAUAAGUUGUAGAAAACAAUUUAAUGCAAAUCAAACUCAGAAACCUAGAUGCAGAACAUCCUGUAUCAAAGCCUGCUUUUCUAUGUAUAUACUACAUUUUUGCUAAGAAAUACUGAUAGUACUUUUGAGAUAGAAAUAUUUCUUAUUUAUUCAUUAUAUUAGAAAAGCAAACAAUGCCUACUACUUUGACAUUUUAUAGAAGCUACUUUUAAAUCAGAAUAUUUAGUUUUCGAUAUAUAAUCAAUAGAAGGUGCACUUAUUUUUUUAACGGGGUAUGGUUCUUUGGUGUUUUUGUUUUUGUUUUUUUUACAUAUUUUCCUACUAUAUAUUGAAUUUGUAUCUUUUUAAAUUGUUGCAUCUAGGCAAAUGUAAACAUUAUUUUUUAUCUGGUGCAAACCUAAUACCUUCCAUUUUUAAUAAGUAUUUUGUCUUUUAAGAAAAGCACAUUGGCCUCACAUUUAAAACUAAGUAAACUUAUUUUUGACAAAAAAGUAACUGAAAAAAGUUUAUUUAAGGAAUGAUAAUAUUGAGGAAAUUUAAAGCUAUUCCCUCUUUCCAUUUUCACAAUGCCAAAUACUUAUCUUGGUGCAUAUAUGGUUACUUCAACAGAACUGAUACUAUCUUUUUUUUAAUAAAUAUAGACUUGACAUUUUUAUAUUUAGGAAUGCUUGAAUUAGUUUGUUUUUAGUCUCCAAAAUUUGGUUACCAAAAUAGAAAAAUAUUUUGAUACAGUGUGUGUACAUGUAUAAUUUUUUAUGUAUAGUUGCCUUAUUUUCCUAUUUAAAUGUUCUUUUGUAAUUGUGUUGUUUUGUUUUUGUUCUCAUUCUAAUUAAGCCUUAAUUGUUCCAAUUCCUUUCUAAAUACCUGCUUAGGAAUAGUCACUUGAAUUUUAGAAAGAUGGACUAUUUAAAAUACUGUUUUCCCUGGCCAUAGGAAAACCUGCCUUAGGAUAGCAUUGUGUAGCAAAACUGCUUAUUCAGGCCAAAUGGGAAAUGAAUAUAUACAUUUGUUCAUGUUACCUGCUAAUUGUUGUUACUGAGUAAAUGAUUUAAUAAUGUUUC
This is a messenger RNA of Capra hircus (goat), 2730 nucleotides long. It is a transcript of the gene ARL6IP6, whose product is annotated as ADP ribosylation factor like GTPase 6 interacting protein 6. The coding region runs from base 725 to 1405 and encodes 226 amino acids. The transcript is spliced from 4 exons. The record is from RefSeq and is a predicted model, not a curated record. NCBI's taxonomy places the organism in Eukaryota, Metazoa, Chordata, Mammalia, Artiodactyla, Bovidae.